Paramecium sonneborni is the source of this 184-nucleotide messenger RNA. NCBI's taxonomy places the organism in Eukaryota, Ciliophora, Oligohymenophorea, Peniculida, Parameciidae. The record is from the annotation of a GenBank genome assembly.
AUGGGAUAAAAGUAUAUAAAACUUACAAUUAUAAUAUAAAUGAAUGAUAAUUUAUUACUUGAAGGUUAUGGAGAGACAAAUGAUAAAAAAGUAGUUUAUCAAUAAAAAUAUGAUUAAGAGAAAAAGAUAGUGAAGUUCAAAGAUAAGCCACAAGUAUGUUUGAAAUAAUCAAAAAUAGUAUUGA